CAUGAUAACCCUAACCUUAACAAUAAAAGUUCCAUUCCACUAAAGAAGGGCUUGGUUCGUGUCGUUGGGAAGAAAUCUGGAGAUGGCGUUGCGGAAGCUAGUGUCCUCCGUUGCUAAAGUAGUCGAAACGCAGCAGGUUAGGGUUGACCGAUUGUCAUCGACCAUGAAACGUGUGUGGGAAGAAGAGGUCAGCCAGAACAAACUCGGUGUUUCCCUGGUACUAGCCGCUGCAGGUCUGGUCGGUCACAAAAAGAGCGAGUAUGAUGAUGUGAAAAAAUUGAGAGCACAGCUCCAUCAGAUACUUGCGGAUUGUGAGAUCGUGUUGCUGCGUUGCGAUGCAAAUUCGCAAGCUUUUCGUUCUACGGAGGCGAAGAUGAAGAAGCUGAAGAGAGAAAUUUGGUUAUCCAAGGAAACAUGAUGAUGAUGAACUUCCCUAAACUUUGAACUAACUUCCCUAAACUUUAAAAGAAAAGAUUCGUUUGUAAAAGUUCACGUGCUUUUCGGUGAUACAAAUGAAACAAGAGUGUGAGAAAACAAGACACAAAAGUAACCUGCUUCUCUUACUCAACUAGCUGGUUUAAAAAAAAUAUGAAUUUAUCUCCUUUCACCACAAGUUUCGAACCCUAUUAGAGGUCGGAUUAUGGACGUCUGACUGAGCAGGAGCUGGUAUUGGGGGGGGAAUUUUCCCACUUGUGUGUAACCUCUGGAGUAAGAGGUGGUUCGCUAAAGCAUCUAGGCAACUAAAUCAUAAGCACACACGUAUCUUGUUUCCAGCUCCUCCAACAGCAGUUUAUGUCAUGGCAUGGCAGAAGGGAAAGUAGUAUAUUAAACGUUAUGCAUGGACAAAGAAAACUUCAAGAUAUUCUACUGUCCGAAAUCGCCUAGACUUUAUUUGAAAAAAAAAAAC
This is a messenger RNA of Raphanus sativus (radish), 907 nucleotides long. RefSeq lists its product as uncharacterized. The transcript is spliced from 4 exons. The coding region runs from base 83 to 418 and encodes 111 amino acids. Lineage: Eukaryota; Viridiplantae; Streptophyta; Magnoliopsida; Brassicales; Brassicaceae. The record is from RefSeq and is a predicted model, not a curated record.